GGACUUCCGGCUUGCGAGGCGGAGCUAAAACAUCAGCGAAGAAGAAGAAGAAAAGCGUCCUGCGGCAGUGAACUGAUGACUGCAGUGUAACAAAGAGAGGGAAAAAAAACCCUGCUAACUCUGACACCUGCCUCUCUCCCUGGCAGCAUCUGACAUGUUACUCCAAAGUCCCCACUGACCAGAACUCGCCGUCCCCAGACCUGCUGUGACAGGACAGCAGGACACACAUCAGGUUUGUCAUGGCUGCUCGACAGCAGAGACCAGCAACAGACGGCUCAGCUGAGGCCAAAAGGACGGAUAUGAGGGCCACUGAAAAGAAGUGCUCUUGGGCUUCCUACAUGACCAACUCUCCCACUGUGAUCGUGAUGAUCGGGUUGCCCGCUCGGGGAAAAACCUACAUGUCCAAGAAGCUGACACGCUACCUCAACUGGAUUGGAGUGCCAACGAAGGUAUUUAAUCUUGGAGUUUAUAGGAGAGAAGCAGUAAAGUCAUACAAGUCCUAUGACUUCUUCAGACAUGACAAUAAAGAAGCGAUGGAAAUUAGAAAACAGUGUGCCCUGGUGGCACUUCAGGAUGUCAAGGCCUAUCUGAAUGAGGAGGGAGGUCAGAUCGCUGUCUUUGAUGCCACCAACACCACCAGAGAGAGGAGAGAACUCAUCCUUAAUUUUGCAAAGGAUAAUGCAUACAAGGUAUUUUUUGUCGAAUCAAUAUGUGACGACCCAGACGUCAUCGCUGAAAAUAUUCUGGAUGUGAAGGUUUCCAGCCCAGAUUAUCCUGAGAGAGACAGAGAAACUGUCAUGGAGGACUUUCUGAAGAGAAUAGAAUGUUAUAAAGUGACCUACCAGCCUUUAGAUCCAGAUGAACACGACAAGAACCUGUCCUUCAUUCAGGUCAUCAACGUUGGCCGUCGUUUCUUGGUCAACCGGGUGCAGGACUACAUCCAAAGCAAAAUAGUCUACUACCUCAUGAACAUCAGCGUCCACUCCCACUCCAUAUACCUCUGUCGCCAUGGAGAGAGCCAUCACAAUCAGGAAGGACGCAUCGGGGGCGACUCAGAACUGUCAGAGAGAGGGAAACAGUUUGCAGCAGAAUUGAAGGGUUUUGUGGAAGAGCACCGACUGACGGACCUGAAGGUUUGGACCAGCCAGCUGAGACGUACCAUUCAGACAGCAGAGGAGCUGGGCGUCCCCUACGAGCAGUGGAAGAUCCUUAAUGAAAUAGAUGCUGGAGUGUGUGAAGAGAUGACGUAUGAGAUGAUCAAGGAAAAUUACCCAGAGGAGUUUGCCAUGAGAGACCAGGACAAGUAUCACUACCGCUACCCUGGAGGAGAGUCCUACCAGGACCUGGUCCAGCGGCUGGAGCCAGUCAUCAUGGAGCUGGAGCGGCAGGGCAACGUUCUGGUCAUCUGUCAUCAGGCUGUCAUGCGCUGCCUACUCGCUUAUUUCCUGGACAAGGGCGCAGAUGAUCUACCAUACAUGAAGUGUCCCCUGCACUCGAUCCUAAAGCUCACCCCUGUGGCUUAUGGUUGUAAAGUGGACAUGUUUGACCUGAAGGUGGAGGCUGUCAACACUCACAGGAACAGACCGUUUAAUAAAGCCCGACCGGAUGCUGUGCCACCAGCUUUCCUCCGAAGGAACAGUUUCACUCCUCUGUCCAGCCAAGACCAGAUUAAACGGCCUCGCCUGUACAGCGUCGGCAACCCUCCGCAUGCUCGCAUGUCGCAGGCCCCCACUUUACCCAGCAUGCAAUUCUCUGAGGCGUGUGAGGGGACAGAAUUGCUACAAGGCGAGGACACUCUGAACGGCUUCAGUGCUGCAGACACGGAUGAGUGUGUUCGGGGUGUAACAGAAAGCACAUGAAGAGAUAUUUUCGGUAGCUUCUUCUCAUCUGUCACAUGGAACAUCUGUACUCUUCAGUCACUCCUACAUUUUGUUAUUUAACUCAUGCUUUCCUCCACGUGAGUUAUCACCAGCUGUGACGACCAGCAGUAAAGCCAUGAAUUCUUAAGCCCUUUAUUACACAUUGUGUCUGUGUAACCGUUUGUAUGUUUAAUCUCUUUGGUUUUAGCUCAUACUUGUAGUCUGGACUGUGAUCCAUGUCAGAUAUACAAAUCAAGGAUUUGUAGUAAAGAAACCUUUCCAUUAGUUGCCAGCACAUUCCAUAUUCUGUAGAUUACAGUCUUAUGGUUCUGCAUUAAAUGUAGAAUGUGAUUAUGAGUCAUAUACCUCGCUGGAAGGUGUAGCUUUCAGUUUUAGUAGAAGAGAGUGCCUCUCUUGAAGGAAGCCUUAAUUUGUCCUCAGAUUGUUUCUUUAUCUGUCCUAUUUAAACAUUCCCAGGUAAUGUGCAUCCUUCCUCUGAUGAUCUGACAAGAUGUAGCAAUUAUUUUAUUCUGAAGUUUAAUUUAAGCUUGCAAAAUUGCAAUUUAGCUUGGCAGACACAAGCUGUAAAAAUGAAUGAAGUGUUUUGUCUCGCCCUAAAAAAAAGUGCAUUAGCUACUGAGUCUCUGCUUUUGUCUGGAACAGUAAUUCCACUUGUCUCUAAGAUGCCUACUUGUGUGGCUUGUCCUCCGCUUAAAUAACGGCUUUAAUAUAUUCCGCCUUAAACUGUGAUCAUAUAAAGUUGAUUACGUUUGAAUCCCACAAAAUUGAUGCAAAUAUGUAAAGUGCUAAAAUGUUCAAGAGUAUUGGAUGUUUUGUUGAGUUUUAAUGCUUUAGUUUUUAAAUUAAAAGCAAAUCAGUGCUACUGUAGUGCUGCAUUCAUACAAUCCAUGUAGGGAAGUGCAAAAGUGCCUUUAUUUGAUCAAAACACUUCAGAUAUUUAGCCAAAGUAUGUAACCUUUGAACUAAAGGAUUGGCUUUAAAAAGCUUCAGUGUUACUGUGCACUUAUUUCACUGAAUAAACUUAAUGUCACACUG
Acanthochromis polyacanthus (spiny chromis) is the source of this 2915-nucleotide messenger RNA. RefSeq names its product 6-phosphofructo-2-kinase/fructose-2,6-biphosphatase 2a (gene pfkfb2a). The record is from RefSeq and is a predicted model, not a curated record. Bases 240 to 1859 code for a protein of 539 amino acids. Gene Ontology annotation, biological process: fructose 2,6-bisphosphate metabolic process; fructose metabolic process. The transcript has 16 exons. NCBI's taxonomy places the organism in Eukaryota, Metazoa, Chordata, Actinopteri, Pomacentridae. Gene Ontology annotation, cellular component: cytosol. Gene Ontology annotation, molecular function: fructose-2,6-bisphosphate 2-phosphatase activity; 6-phosphofructo-2-kinase activity; ATP binding.